Molecule: messenger RNA, 753 nt
Organism: Sphenostylis stenocarpa
Lineage: Eukaryota; Viridiplantae; Streptophyta; Magnoliopsida; Fabales; Fabaceae
Source: the annotation of a GenBank genome assembly
AUGGGACCCGACACGUAUCAGCCUCAUCUGCUUCCAUUUUCCAACACCAAUGAAUCACAACUCGUAACGGGAUUUGUGAGCUCUGCAGCUUUAAUUAGGACAACAAAUAAUCCAGAAUGUCAAGCUUCUGGGGUCCGACAACGGUUUGAGAAAAGAUUUUGUGUUCUUCAUGUAUCAAUUAUGGCACUUGCCAUUGGAAGCAUGUUGUACCAUGCCACGCUACAACGUGCGCAACAGCAGAGCGAUGAAACUCCUAUGAUGUGGGAGAUUCUGCUAUACAUGUACAUUCUCUAUUCCCCGGAUUGGCACUACCCUCGUACAAUGCCUAUCUUCCUGUUUCUAUAUGGUGUUAUUUUUGGCAUUGUCCAUUCAGUAGUCCGUUUUGGAAUUGGCUUCAAAGUCCAUUAUGUCAUUCUGUGCCUCCUCUGCAUUCCAAGAAUGUACAAGUAUUACAUAUAUACCGAUUCUGUGUGUGCCAAGCGCCUAGGAAAGCUAUAUGUAAUUACUCUUCUAUUGGGAGGUUUGUGCUGGUUAUGCGAUCAUGUUUUCUGCAAGGAAAUAUCUCGUUGGCCAUUUAAUCCACAAGGUCAUGCUUUGUGGCAUCUCUUCAUGGGUUUCAAUUCCUACUUUGCGAACACAUUCUUGAUGUUUUGCCGUUCUCAACAACUUGCCUGGUCUCCAAAAAUUGUCCGUUUAAUGGGUGUUUUGCCCUAUGUGAAGAUUCAGAAGCCAAAAUGCAGCAAGAGAAAGUAA